GUGUCAGCGGCGCCGGGUCGUUUAGAAAUGGACCAAGCGGCCGCCGAGGAAGCUCGCAGGGAGCGCGACCGGCUCUACGUGAGCGACGAGGAAGCGACUUUCACCCACGACGAGCUUCUGCCGCCGCUGCCGGUCCCGCCGCUGAGGCACACGAUCGACAAGUACCUCGACUCCGUUCGGGCUGUUGCGUCGGACGAGGAGUACGUGCUCACCGAGGGAAUCGCCACGGACUUCGAGAAUGGCGUCGGCGCCGAGCUCCACCAGCAGCUCCUGCAAAGGGCACAGAACUCCAGAAACUGGCUGGAGAAGUGGUGGGAGGACAUGGCGUACCUGUCCCAGCGGCAGCCGCUGCUGCCCAACUCGCACAUGGGCGGCACGUUCGCGCUCUUCGAGGACGCCUUCCAGUUCCAGGGCGGCCGCAGCCUCUGGGCGGCGCGGAACAUCACCUACUACCUCGACUUCUGGGCGCUCCUCAGGCAGGAGAGACUGAAGCCGCAGUCAUUCCGCAAAAUUCCGUGGACCAUGCACCAGUUUAGGAGGUUCUUCAACACUGCAAGAAUACCUGCCGAAGGAAAAGACGAGCUCGUCUGCAAGUUUCUGACCGAGGCGGAGGAGAGCUACGCCGGCGAGUCUCCCACCCACAUCGUGGUGCUCCAGAGCGGCCGCAUGUUCACGUUCGAUCUGCUUAACGAGCUGCGGGAGCCCCUGACGGCGGCUGAGAUCGCCGCUCAGCUGAACCGCAUUGAUGACGCGUGCACUAGCAUGGGUCCUGGUGCAGGCGUGGGCAUCCUCACGCACGGAGACAGGGACAGUUGGGCCCAGAAUCGCACAUUGCUGCAGAGACUACAUCCUAAUAAUGAGCGUUGCUUGCAGCUGAUUGAGGAUUCUAUGUUUGUGCUUGUCAUGGACGAUGCUUCACCCGAGAAUAGGCAAGAGGUAAUGAGCGAGUGCUUAAAAGGUGACCCCAUGAAUCGCUGGUUGGACAAGUCAUACACAUUCGUCGUCUUCAGAAACCUCGCUUUGGGCUCUUCGGCCGAUCACACACCAUUUGAUGGGAUGGUUCCUGUUACCUGCGCUCAUUAUGUACACUUGACAUAUCUGGCAACAAAACAUAACCCGGAUGAUGGAACUGUUCGUGCGGCCCUCCCGAUGCCAGAAGAGCUGCAGUUUCACCUGGACCAUACUCUGGAGUCGGAGAUGGAGCGUGUGAAGUCGGAGUACUAUGCCUUGUGUGACAACCUGGAAGUAGUGUGCGAUGUCUUCACCGGCUACGGCAAGGGCUUUAUGAAGCCAGUGCGAAUCCAUCCAGAGGCGUUCCUGCAGGUUGCAAUCCAGCUGGGCUACUAUAAACUGCAUAGAAAACCAGGUGCAACAUACGUGACAGCGUCAACGCGAGGCUUCUAUCACGGCCGAACAGAGACGUGCCGUGCAUGCACACCCGAGUUGGUUGAAUUUGUCAAAGCCGCUACAGAUGGCAGAACCUCACUAACAAGAGUCGUCGCACUCUUAAAAGAAGCCGUGCAGAAGUUUGAAAAUCUCAUGGUAGAAUGCUGCAAGAACUACGGUUGUGACCGUCAUUUGAUGGGCCUUGCACUCACUGCCUUGGAAGAAGGCAUGCCCAUGCCUGACCUCUUCCUGGACCCUGCAUUCGUCAAGAGUGGUGGCAACGGGAACUUCAUAUUAUCGACCAGCUGCAAUGGCUACACGCCACUUAUCGGCUGCGUGGCUCCAAUGUGUACAGAUGGCUACGGCGUCUUCUACAGCAUUGAAGAGAACAAGAUCAUCUUUGCCUUGUCUGCCUUCAAGGAGAGCGAUGAGACUGAUGCACGGACGUUGUUUCAGCACAUCGUGCGCGCGCUGUUUGAUUUGCAGGGUCUGCUGCUCUCGGCCAAGCUGUGACAUUUGAUGAUUGAGGCCAUGCUUGCGUGUUUUAACUCUUGUGGAGACGCCACGCGCGCUGCCCAAUGUAGAUCAGCCGAAGACCAAGGGCAGUGCUGGGCGUGUUCAUAACACUGUGAUUGUACCUUGUAUUUUAUUUGUCCGACGGUUUCGAUUUAGCAACAUUUUUUUUAUUAGGUAGAUGUUUGUAUUUUUUUUACCAUGAUGAUGUAUAUUUUGCGACCCUAUUUUUUACAAACAAUGCACAGCAAUUGUAUUCAGGUAUGCUGUUCGUAUACACAAGGUAUUCACGAGGAAGGAGGUGUACAGCUGCAGCUUUUCUGCACUAGCUUCUCGUUUUUUGUUUUUCGUUUCUUCAAUUGUGCCCUUUUUCACACUCACGGAAAAAAUGUUUUCACUAUAACGAGGGCACUGAAGUAGUAUUCUCAAGUGCAUCAUUUUUAUAAAGCCCCCGCAAUUAAUACUGCGAAUGUUAUUCAUUGCCCUUAUAAUAAUGACCAGUGAACCUUCAAGUACUUAAGCUGGGCAGUGGAAUAUAUUUUGUAUGCAGGGAUGUGCAAACAUUUGUGUUUUAGCGUGCAGAUCGGGCACCACCUGGUGAAGUAAUUGAGGUCAAUGUUCGCCUACUUAAUCUUGAAUAAUUUUAGCAACUGAGUUUUUAACUCUUCUCGCGUGUCAACGCAGAUCUGAUAUAGUAGCUGUAUUGAAGGCCACUUAGGUUGCUUGCCUAAAUCACGGCAAACUUUUAUUUCUCUUGACCACCGAAAUUGGGCCACAUUAAAUUGAUUGAUCAGGGUUCUCACACAAGUGCAUCACUGUUGGCAAGAUAAUAGCUCGGUAUGCGAGGUAAUCAGAGGAAUAAAGCAGAGGAGUUAUCUACACUUGAAGGUGUGAAACCUGCUCCGACUGAUGUAGUACAUCAUUAUGAGUAAAGUGUUGUCAGUCAUUUAUAACAAGAAGACUAUUAAAUAAAACGUGAGAAUUAAAGAAAAAUGCAGCUGCA
This is a messenger RNA of Dermacentor silvarum, 2902 nucleotides long. RefSeq names its product peroxisomal carnitine O-octanoyltransferase-like. Gene Ontology annotation, molecular function: carnitine O-octanoyltransferase activity. The record is from RefSeq and is a predicted model, not a curated record. The transcript has 16 exons. Gene Ontology annotation, cellular component: peroxisome. NCBI's taxonomy places the organism in Eukaryota, Metazoa, Arthropoda, Arachnida, Ixodida, Ixodidae. Bases 28 to 1899 code for a protein of 623 amino acids.